This is a messenger RNA of Westerdykella ornata, 736 nucleotides long. RefSeq lists its product as uncharacterized. NCBI's taxonomy places the organism in Eukaryota, Fungi, Ascomycota, Dothideomycetes, Pleosporales, Sporormiaceae. Gene Ontology annotation, cellular component: proteasome regulatory particle, lid subcomplex; proteasome complex. The record is from RefSeq and is a predicted model, not a curated record. Bases 404 to 691 code for a protein of 95 amino acids. The transcript is spliced from 3 exons. Gene Ontology annotation, biological process: proteasome assembly; mRNA export from nucleus; double-strand break repair via homologous recombination.
UACUUUUGGUGUUGAGCGUUAUGCUCACCGAUCAACUGAAGAUAAUAUCAUUAUUCAAUCCAGAAUGGAUCCAUAGACACAGGUAUUUUCAUAGAAUACUCCGUAAAUAGAUAGCACAUUACCGGUACUCAGUUCCCCUCCACUUCUCACCCAGCAGCGCAGAUAGACUCGACGCCAAGCCUCUCCUCAGCCACCCAAUCACAGACGUCCGCCUCCAGCUCGGGCAACUGCUUGACAGAACAACACCACUACAUCCAACCUUGGAACGCCUCCCAUAUACCUCGUUACCGCACUAUACCCACGCACUCUCCAGCAAGCCGACAAGCAUACCUCACCAGACCUCACCCUCACAUUACCCCGACUGCCCCACCGUCCCCGCAACCCCCAUCAUCAAACAACCACCAUGUCCGGCGCCCCAUCCUCCAACGCCCCGGCAACCAAACUCACCUCGGACGCCUCCAAGGACAAGAACGCCGAACCCUCCAAAGAGCAGAAACCCGCCGCCAACAACGGCCCGCUGGAGGAGGACGACGAGUUUGAAGAUUUCCCCAUCGAGGACUGGCAGGAGGAAGACACGCAGCUGCCCGGAGGCAAUGCGCACCUGUGGGAGGAGAGCUGGGAUGACGACGACACGAACGAGGACUUUGCUGUGCAGUUGCGGGAGGAGCUGAAAAAGCUCGAAAAGAAGUGAGAGACGGACCUAUCUGCGGCGGUGGCGCUAUGGCGUUCGUCAUGG